Molecule: messenger RNA, 3204 nt
Organism: Erpetoichthys calabaricus (reedfish)
Lineage: Eukaryota; Metazoa; Chordata; Cladistia; Polypteriformes; Polypteridae
Exons: 2
Coding region: 1-3204 (1067 amino acids)
Biological process (GO): DNA integration
Molecular function (GO): nucleic acid binding
Source: RefSeq, a predicted model, not a curated record
AUGGCAAUGAUAACGGGACAUUUCGGGCCAUUCGAUGAUUCAGUUGAGCAAUGGGGCGAUUAUACAGAGCGAUUUGAGUUUUUUGUCAAAGCCAACGCCAUUGACGAUGACUUGAAAGUGCCGACAUUUCUUAGCGUUAUCGGGGCAAAGACAUUUAGUCUACUGAGAAGUUUGGUACGGCCAGGAAAACCCGGUGACAAGUCAUUUGAUGAUAUUGCAAAGAUUCUGGACUCACAUUUUUCGCCUAAGCCGUUAUUAAUAGCUGAAAGAUUUAGAUUUCACAAACGGAACCAGGAAGAAGGCAAGUCUGUUGCUCAAUAUGUAGCGGUACUCAAGAAACUUACAGAAUAUUGUGAAUUUGGUGCUAAUUUGGAUGACGCCUUACGGGACAGGCUAGUGUGCGGAUUGAGAAGUGAGGGCCUUCAGAAGCGGUUACUCACUGACGCCAACCUCAUAUUGCAGAAAGCGAUUGAGAUAGCCGUGUCUAUGGAGCUGGCUUCUAAAGAAGCACAGCAGUUAGGGGCAGCUGCUAGAAAAGAAAAUAAAACUGACAGUGAGACUGAUUCUGAGGCUGAGCUACUAAUUAAAACACUGAAUAAAAAAAGAGGCUCAGCAGCAUAUACUAUUACUGCCAUGCUGGAAGGGCACCCUGUGAAGAUGGAGGUGGAUACUGGAGCAGCGGUCUCCCUAAUAUCAGAGAAACUGUUUAAGAAAAAAUUAAAUCACCUUCCACUGAAACACCCUAAGAUCAUAAUAAAGACAUACACUGGGGAGAGUGUGCCUAUGUUGGGUAAAACAAAGGUUCAGGUUGAACUAAAUGGGCAAAGAACCAAAUUGCCUGUAUAUAUUGUAAAAGGUGAUUAUCCAGCUCUGAUGGGCAGAUCGUGGCUAGAAAAAGUACAGUUGGAUUGGACCAAAGUGAAUGCUGUGUCUGUUGAACAGUCCGAGUUGAAUUUGGUCCUGAGAAAGCACCAAGCUGUAUUCCAAGAGGAACUGGGGAGUAUAACAGGGAUUAAAGUGACACUCCGGGUGCAACAAAAUUGUCAGCCAAGAUUUUUAAAGGCAAGGAGUGUUCCUUACGCUUUAAGACCUAAGGUGGAGGUGGACAUUGACCGGCUUGUCAAACUAGGAGUCCUAGACCCUGUUUCUCAUUCUGAGUGGGCCACACCUGUGGUUCCGGUGGUCAAGUCUGAUGGAUCUGUACGAUUAUGUGGGGACUUUAAGGUAACAGUUAACCCUGUUCUCAUAGCUGAGCAAUACCCCCUUCCUGUGAUUGAAGAUAUUUUUGCUGGAUUAGCUGGGGGAAACAAAUUUAGUAAAAUAGACCUCAGCCAAGCAUACUUGCAAAUGCAUGUAGAUGAGGACUCACAAAAGUACCUCACCAUAACAACACAUAAAGGGCUGUACCGUUAUUGUCGUUUACCCUUUGGAAUUACUUCAGCACCAGCGUUAUUUCAGCGUGCCAUGGAUCAGAUCCUUAGUGGAUUACCAGGGGUACAGUGUUACCUGGAUGACAUCCUGGUCACAGGGCGAGAUGACAAGGAGCACAUGGCCAAUCUGGAUAAAACCUUAAGCAGGCUAAAAAAGUAUGGGCUGCGUGUAAACAAGGAGAAAUGUGACUUUUUCAAAAUGUCUGUGGAGUACCUAGGACAUGUUAUUGAUUCUGACGGGUUGCACACAGCUCCUUCAAAAGUGAAGGCAAUAGUAGAUGCCCCUGCUCCAAGCAAUGUCAGCCAACUGAGAUCAUUCUUGGGUCUCGUGAACUAUUAUGGGCGUUUCAUUCCACAGCUAGCAACGUUGUUGAAACCACUCCAUGAGUUGCUGUGUGAGAGUAGACCCUGGAAAUGGUCACAGGAGUGUGAAACGACAUUUAGCAAAACCAAGGCUGCGCUGGCUGAUAAAAGAGUUUUAACACAUUUUGACCCAUCCUUACCAAUUCAGUUAGCUUGCGAUGCAUCCCCUUACGGUGUUGGGGCUGUGGUGUCGCAUAUUAUGUCAACAGGUGAGGAGCGACCAAUUGCAUUUGCGUCAAGAACAUUGAGUAAAACUGAAACAAAAUAUCCUCAAAUUGAAAAAGAGGCUUUAAGCAUCAUUUUUGGAAUAAAGAAAUUCCACACUUACCUCUUUGGUCGAAAAUUUACCCUGCUAACAGACCACAGACCUCUCACGUCUAUUUUUGGCUCACACACUGGUGUACCAUCUAUGGCAGCAAGCAGACUGCAGUGCUGGGCAUUGCUUCUUGGGGCUCACAAUUAUGAGAUCAAAUACAGGCGUUCGGAGGCACAUGGAAAUGCAGAUGGUUUGUCAAGACUUCCCCUACCUGACCAACCCAGUGAACAAGGGCAAAAGAUUUUUUACUUUAAGAUGGUGGAAAAUGCACCUAUCACUGCCCACCAGAUUAAGCAAGAAACCAAGGGUGAUUAUACACUGUCAAAACUACUCACCUGCAUUCUUAAAGGUCAGGACCUUAGCACCCUUAAUGCACUGCCUGAUGUUCAGCCUUACCUUUCACGGGGAAAGGAGCUAUCUGUGACAGCAGGAUGCCUCAUGUGGGGCAUGCGAGUAAUUAUACCACAAAGGUUGAGGAAACCCAUUCUGGAUGAGUUACAUCUUGGACACUGUGGUAUAGUCCGAAUGAAAGAGCUAGCCCGGAGUUAUUUUUGGUGGCCUGGACUGGAUCGUGAGGAAAAGGCAAAUUCAUGUUCAUCAUGUCAAGGCCUCAGAAAUAUGCCAAGUCCAGCACCAUUGCAUCCAUGGGAAUGGCCUGCCAGUCCUUGGCAACGCGUUCAUUUAGAUUUUGCAGGACCUGUAGAGGGUGUUAUGGUUCUGGUCGCAGUGGAUGCACAUUCUAAGUGGCCUGAGAUCACUGUCAUGCCCGACAUCACAUCAGAAAAGACAAUCCAAACCUUAAGAGAGAUGUUUGCACGUUUUGGACUGCCAGAGCAGAUCGUGACGGAUAAUGGGCAUUCUUUUGUAUCCCAAGAAAUGGAAGAAUUCCUAAAAGGUAAUGGUAUUAAACAUCUCCUAUCCAGCCCUUAUCAUCCUUCAACUAAUGGCCUGGCUGAAAGAAUGGUGCAAACCCUUAAACAUGCUCUUAAAGCAUCCAAAAGUGAAGCACCAUUCAAACAACGUCUUUAUACCUUUCUUCUUAAAUAUCGUAACACACCCCAUGCAACAACAGGGGAACAGCUGAUCUGUUCCUAA